Molecule: messenger RNA, 1245 nt
Organism: Orbicella faveolata
Lineage: Eukaryota; Metazoa; Cnidaria; Anthozoa; Scleractinia; Merulinidae
Product: E3 ubiquitin-protein ligase TRIM45-like
Biological process (GO): proteasome-mediated ubiquitin-dependent protein catabolic process; protein polyubiquitination
Molecular function (GO): ubiquitin protein ligase activity; zinc ion binding; protein binding
Source: RefSeq, a predicted model, not a curated record
GACAACACAGUGGAUAAUAUACUUAAAAACCUUGAAUCCUCGAUAACGUGUCCACAGUGUUCCGACGUUUUCAAGGAUCCUCGACUGUCCGUCUGUUUGCAUAGUUUCUGUUACAAAUGUUUGGAGAAGCUGUGGAGUCAAGAUGCGUCCGACCGUCUAUUUCGAUGUCCAAUUUGCCUGACAGAGGAGACCGCACCAGUCGAGAGCCCAGCUUCCGAGGUGUCGGAGUCGCCGUCAAAUCUCCACCUGAAUCGCCUCCUGGAUCUUAGCAAGGUUAAGAAGUUGAAAGAACAGCAAGGACUUUGCGACAACUGUGCAGAAAUGUCCAUGUUGGAAGUGUUCUGUUUCGACUGCGACGUUUACCUUUGCUCGGCAUGUAUGAAUGCCCACUCUCAGAUGACGGUGAAGAAGAGACACCGGCAGCGCAAGCUGCAGGAGUUUGAAAGCGUCGACUACGACAGGCUGUACAGACGUCCUAUUUAUUGCGAGCACGAACGAAAAGACCUAGAAGGUAUUGAGUUUUAUUGUCCCGACUGCGAUGUGUACAUGUGCGCUUUGUGCAACAUAGUUGACGAGGAGUAUCACACAACACAAGACAUUCAAGAAAUAGGCGACAGAGGCAAGGCCGAGAUCAGAGAAAAGGCCGCCAUCGUCCGUGAAAAAAGUCGCCAGAUUCGAACGGGAAUUGAGAACGCGGAUAGACGAAUGGCAGAAAUCGAUAGACGUGUAGACGCACUGAAGAAUGAAGUGAAUGCAAAGGUCGCCAAUCUGGUACAAAUCCUUACAAAUCACGGCAAAGAGAUGAUUCAAGUGUUGGAAGAUAUUCGAAGCGACAAGAAAGACAAGCUUCUGUCGCAGAAGAGACAGUUUGAGACCCUUGAUACUCAAACAGCCAGCUCACUCGAGUUUGUGGAUUCUCUUCUGAGGAGAGAAUUCGCAGCCGAAAUUAUGAUGCUGAGAGAUCGCGUGAUCUCUCGACUGGAGAAAAUGGAUGAUUUAAUUGUCGACACGCGACCAGUGGUGGGUGCCGCCGUAGAAUACAUCCCCAAUCCUUCGCUUGUAAGCACCCUGGAGUCUGCAUCCCUUGGGCAAAUUGUCGUGAGUAACACAGAUCCACUUUCCUGUUUCGCAGAGGGUGAAGGGCUCGGGAAAUCUUUCGUUGGAGAAGAAACGUGUUUCGCCGUGACAACUCGUGACCUGAAAGGCGAGGUGUGUUACAGCGUCGCUGAUCGUGUCACAGUGCAG